CUUGUUGUGUUCCAGUGCUUGUCGGGUUAGCUGUCAGUGAUCGGGAAGCAUCAUGGCAGGGAUGGAGAUCGCGCCGCUGAGACCCUGGGUCGAUUUUUUCCCUGGUGUUGAUCGAUUCGCUAAGCCUGAUGUGUCUGAUCUAAGCAAAUGGAAUAACAGAGUCAUCAGCAAUCUACUAUAUUAUCAGACCAAUUACUUUGCUGCGGCCAUCGUGGUGUUUCUCAUCGUCGGGUUUCUGAAUCCCCUGGGCAUGUUUCUCGGCGGGGCCGUCGUGACGCUGGUCUUCGUGGGCUCUGUGUGGGCUGGAGAAAACAAGGCCAUGAUCAAGAACUUCAAAAAGAAGAAUCCCUCUCUGUUUGUGGUGGGUGUUAUGGGUGUCAGCUACUUCCUGCUGUCCCUUUGUGGAGGAGUGAUGGUGUUCAUCUUUGGUAUCACGUUCCCCAUGCUCUUGAUGCUGAUUCAUGCUUCACUGAGACUGCGCAGCAUUAAGAACAAGUUGGAGAACAAGAUUGAAGGUGUUGGCCUAAAGAAGACGCCCAUGGGAGUCAUGCUGGAUCUACUGGAUCAACAAGAAGAGAAAAUCAACAAAGUCCAGGAUUUCUUGGAGAGUAAGCUAAAAGAUUGAGCAUGGGAAGCUUCGAUGUCAACAAAUUAUAACUCUUAACUGUAUUUAUCCACUGGUUUCUCUUUUGUUUAUUGUCAUUUUUUUGAUUGCCUCUUAUAUUGUGUUUUUCAUAACAGAUAUUUUUGACAAGUAAAUGUCAAAAUGGAAAUAUCUUUUGAAUACCAAAAUACGACAAUGACAGCUUUCUAUAAAUAUCCAUAAUUUUCACAUCACCAUGGAGUAGAUUACAGGAAUGAUUUAAAAAUGUAGUUUUUAUUAAUAAAAAAAAAAGUACUGUCUACCAAACUGAAGCAAACUCAUGUCAUAUUCUCCUUUUGUAUGCACCUUUCAGUGAAAAUUUGUCUAGUUUGGUUUUCAUAGUGAAUGAAUUUGCAAAAAUGUUUAUGCUCUGUAAAGUUAUAUAGACAUAAGACUUUGAAAUAUUUAUUAAUUGAAUCAUCGUUUGAAGAUUUGGUUAUACAUUGUUUAUUUUUUCCCCUAAUAGCGAUCAUUAUACUUCAAAUGCACAUUUAGAAAAGGAAUUAAAACGGUUUGUUUUCAUGCGAGUUAUCCUACUUAUUGCUCAGAAUAGUUAUUGAUAAACACAAUGUUGUGCAUAAUACCCAGACAUAUCACACGAUUUGCUGAUUUUCUUUAAAUGUAAAAAGCUGACAACCAAUGCAUUGAACAAACCAUGACAUAAUUUUAAUGCACAAUUACUGUUUGUUUUAAUAAUAUGGAAAGGUUUGGACAGUUACCAGAUGUACAAGGAAAUCAGACCUUUCCAUCCAUAUAUACAUGUUUUUCCCCCCUAUUCUUCUGUAACUUUUUCAUGCUUCAACUUUAGAUAUAUUCUUAUUCACUCUGUUUUGCACUCACUCGUGGAUGUUCAGUUAUAUUGUUUGGUGAAGGGCAUUCCAGAAAGUUAUUGCAAAUAAAACUGCAGCUUACCUCAUUGGUGCGGCUAGGUAGAUCACUUGUUUUAUUUGCUGACAUGGUUUCUGCAGGCAGCAGCAAAUAAUGCAUGAUUAAGCACAGUUGCUUAGAUAAUAAAUCAGAUAAUGUGUGGCUUGCCAAAGAAUUGGUUCAGUCUUUUUUUAUUUUGCUUCCUCUGCUAGCAUGCAAUCUUAUGCUGCUAAGCUGUUUAAGAUCUGUAGCCAAAUGCUAGUUUUGAAUAAAGGCUUAUUUUGA
This is a messenger RNA of Xyrauchen texanus (razorback sucker), 1795 nucleotides long. Its product is annotated as PRA1 family protein 3-like. Lineage: Eukaryota; Metazoa; Chordata; Actinopteri; Cypriniformes; Catostomidae. Gene Ontology annotation, biological process: negative regulation of transport. The record is from RefSeq and is a predicted model, not a curated record. Gene Ontology annotation, cellular component: membrane. The transcript has 3 exons. Bases 53 to 625 code for a protein of 190 amino acids.